CAGGGGCCGGGGCUGAGGUCGAGGCGGGCGCUGCCGAGCCGGGCCAUGGCGCUGCGACAGGCUCUGGGCCGCGGGCUGCAGCUGGGCCGGGGGCUGCUCCUGCGCUGGGCGCCGCCCCGGCCGCUGCCCGUCGCGCCCCCGCCGGCGGCCCGGCUGCCGCUGCCCGCCCGCUACCGCUUCUUCCGCGAGUCGGUGUCCGGGCUGGCGGGGCGGCUCCGGCGGCAGCUGCUGUGGCGGGGCCCGCGGGCGGCCUGGGGGCUGAGCCUCGCCUGCGGGCUGGGGCUGCUGGAGCAGGGGCUGGAGGAGCAGCGACAGGCCGCCUCCGCCUGCCGCCACAUCCAGACCAUAUUUAUCGGAAAGAACAAGCCACUGAAAGAUCCACUGAGCGCUUUCCGCUGGCAAGGCUUCAAGCUAGAAGAGUACCAUAUUGGGCAACCCAUUGGGAAAGGGUGCAGUGCUGCUGUAUAUGAAGCAGCUAUUCCGUUGUCUUCCAACUACCAAAGCAGUGAAGACAGCAAGGCUUUAGAAGGAAAGACUCCAGAUACGCAGUGGGAUCACUGCCCAGAUAUCCAGGCUGCAGAAGCGAAACCUAUACAAACAAGCCAGCAAAGAGCUGCUUUCCCAUUAGCUAUCAAAAUGAUGUGGAACAUUUCGGCUGGUUCUUCAAGUGAAGCUAUCCUCAGCACCAUGAGACAGGAACUCGUUCCGGCGAGUGGUUCUGCCUUAUCUGGGGAAUAUGGAGCUGUUGCUUGCCACAGGAAACCUGUCUUUGGGAAGAAGAAUUUGAAACCUCAUCCGAAUAUAAUCCAGGUGAUCCGAGCUUUUACAUCCUCAGUUCCUCUGCUGCCAGGAGCAUAUGUGGACUAUCCAGAUGUUCUCCCAUUAAGUCUGAACCCCAGUGGGAUCGGUCACAGCCGCACGCUCUUCUUAGUGAUGAAGAAUUAUCCAUGCACCCUGCGCCAGUACUUGAACGAGAGGAAUUCAGAUGCCCACCUCAGCACCUUGAUGAUCUUACAGUUACUGGAAGGCGUGGAUCAUCUUGUUCGACAUGGAAUAGCACACAGAGAUUUAAAAUCUGACAAUAUCCUGGUUGAAUUGGAUUCUGCUGGCUGUCCCUGGCUGGUGAUCACAGACUUUGGUUGCUGUUUGGCAGAUGAAAAUAUUGGCUUGAGAUUGCCUUUCACCAGCUGGUAUGUGGAUCGGGGAGGCAAUGGCUGUCUUAUGGCACCAGAGGUGGUCACAGCAGUACCUGGUCCAGGUGUCCUGAUUGACUACAGUAAAGCAGACGCAUGGGCGGUUGGAGCGAUAGCGUAUGAAAUCCUUGGACUGUGUAAUCCUUUCUAUGGCCAAGGAAGGUCCUCUCUGGAAAGCAGAAGCUACCAAGAAGACCAGCUCCCAGCAUUGCCAGAUACUGUGCCCUUCGAUGUGAAGCAGGUGGUAAAGAUGCUACUUCAGCGGGAUCCCAACAAGAGACUGUCUGCUCGAGUUGCAGCUAAUGUGCUUCACUUAAGCCUCUGGGGUGAAAAUAUUCUAGUCCCAAAGAGUCUGAAACUAGACAAGAUGAUCGGCUGGCUUCUUCACCAAUCUGCAGCCACUUUACUGAUGGAUGGACUGGUGGACAGAAGCAGGGUAGAAACUAAGAUGAAGACGUGCUUUUUGGCAAAUCUGGAGUACGAAGAUCUUUGGGAGGCAGCAUUUUUACUGCUCUCUUGGAGAAACCAUUCUGUCUGAAGGGUACAAUUCUGUGGGUGGCCCUGUGGUAGAUAAAUGGCAUUUACUAAAAGCACUUGGGAAUCUGUCUAAUACUUCUGUCUCUCUGGAAGCCUAAAAUACUUUAAGGAAAAAUAUCUGCAGGCCUGGUGUAUGUGUUAAUGUAAGAGGUUGAGUUUGCCUACAAAAAGCAUUAGAAUAAGGGUUGUUGUCUUACCUGUAGAGAAAACAGCAUUGAAUUGUUAUGAGAAUUGGUAGGGUUUGGAAAGUGUUUGAAGGAUAUCUGGUCGGCUUCAUUCACACCAGAGAAUUUAGAUUUACUGCUUGAAGCAAAUUCCUUUACAAAAGGGUUUAUGCACUGAAGGAGGUAUAACACAGCUGCUCUUUACAGAAAAGCAUUACAGUUGCACUUUUGCUAAUCCUUUAUAGUUCGAACAGAAAAUCAAUAUGAAGUUGAACUGAUGGAACAAAAUUAAAUCUUUGUUUUCUUAAAUUUGAAAUCAGAAUCAUUCUUAUUAAAAUCAUAUUCCUCUGUAUCUAUGGCUUCCUUUUAUGAAAUGACAGUCAAGAGCAUCAUGAUUGAGCUGUUUAUCUGUGAGGAGUCCUGUCAGGAGCUGCAGGGUGGGUUAUAAAUGCACAGCCAAAGUGCGUAUCUAAUUAUAUGUGAAAUGCCAUAUGGGCACUCAGUACAGAACAACUAAUUUCUGUUUUCUGGUUGAUUUGCUGUAAUGACAUUUUUAUCCCUGCUUCUUAUAAGCAUAACAAUUUGAGGGCUCUCGCCAACUGUAAUAUCCAAAUCUGAAUUUCACAAGCCAGGCUAGCGGUGUUAGAAGGUCCCUGCAUGAGCUGAACUGGAAUACCAAAUCCAGACAUCUCCCGGCUUUUGAGAAGUUUGGAUUCAGAUCUUGAUCUGAACUAAGCAACUGAGUCACAUCUCUGAUCACAGCAGGUCAGUACUUGAACCAUUGAGAGAGACAUGUGUCCUUUUAGACUGUGUAGAUCUAGUUCUUUUAACCAGAACUAAAAUUCCUUCCAGGGACAUUCUACUGUUUCAGUGUGCCAGGCUCAGAGAGAAUUGCAUCAUGAUUGAGAGAAUGGUGAAAGAGGGUGUGGGGUUAAUGGCUCUUCUGGUAGUUAUGCUUGACUCAGUUCCUUAUUAUAUAUACCUGGUUUUCUGUUUCAUUACCAGGGCUUAUUCUGUGGUUGCAAGAAAAACACUAUUUUUUUAAUCAGCAACAACUGUUUUAGUGAAAAUAUCAUGAGACUUUAUAGCUGUGUAUUGUGAGUGUUUGAAAAAGUUAGCUAAUUUUCCUCUUUGCACAAUAAAGUGGUGACUGUGCUGUUACAAUGAA
Messenger RNA from Mauremys mutica (yellowpond turtle), 3062 nucleotides. It is a transcript of the gene PINK1, whose product is annotated as PTEN induced kinase 1. Gene Ontology annotation, molecular function: protein serine/threonine kinase activity; ATP binding. Lineage: Eukaryota; Metazoa; Chordata; Testudines; Geoemydidae. The record is from RefSeq and is a predicted model, not a curated record. The coding region runs from base 46 to 1731 and encodes 561 amino acids. Gene Ontology annotation, biological process: positive regulation of mitochondrial fission; regulation of apoptotic process; autophagy of mitochondrion. Gene Ontology annotation, cellular component: mitochondrion. The transcript is spliced from 8 exons.